UGUAGAGUGGUUGAGUUGCCGUGUCCACGUUUCACUCUCCAUUUCACUCGUCGCACUUCUCCGGCCUCUCGCCUCCUUUGGAACGUAAAAAUGGCAGCUUCCUCGCCGUCUCUCCAUCCGCCACCGCCGGCUGCGGCCUCCGCAACCCUGGCCGGGAACCUCACGGCCUCAUCCCUCCUCUCCAUCCCGCCGCCGCGGCCCCUCCUUGCCGCGGUGCACCGGCGGGCGGUCGUGGCCGCGGCGGCGUCGCCCCGGCCGCCGCCCCCACCGUCGCCGGAGGGGGACGGCGACGAGAAGGAUGCGGAGAGGGCGAUGGGGAUGGACGGAGGCAUCCCCGGGACCUCCGGCGAGUUCCUGCGCCGGGUCUCCUCCCGCGCCUACGGCAUGCGACGCCACCUCAUGGAGUCGCUUGACUCCCUCGCCUACGACGUAUUGGAGACAAACCCAUGGAGAGAAGAUUCCAAGCCAGUCUAUGUACUGGCUAGAAGAGAUAACCAUCUAUGGACAAUGAAAACGCGCAGGAACCGCAGCGAAGUUGAAAGGGAACUUGGAAUGCUUUUCUCAAAGGGAAGGGGUUCAGGAGUUGGGACUAAAUCAAAGUACUCUGGCUCCAAGUUUAACAUGCUUGUUGAAGAUAUCAGAGAGGGAGUACUGGUAUUCGAGGAUGAGGAUGAUGCUGUUAGAUACUGUGACAUCCUGCAGGGUGGCGGUCAAGGCUGCGAGGGAAUUGCAGAGAUAGAAGCUUCAUCAGUUUUCAAUAUGUGCCAUAAUAUGAAAGCCCUUGCUGUUCUUUUCCGCCAUGGAAGGACUCCUCCAUCGCCUCAAAGCCUUGAGCACGACUUAAGGGCGAGAAAGCGGUCACUGGAAGACUAGGAUCGUUGGUUUACAUUGUAUAGAACUUAAUUGUAUUCAUCUAGCUGUUGAAAGCAUAGGCCCUAGGCCUUGUAUACUACAUAGCACAUAGAACUCCCUGGCUAAAAAUGAAAGAAGUCUGACAGUAAACACGAAUAUUCUUGUAAGCAUAGGCCCUAGGCCUUGUAUACUACGUACCCUGAGACUAGAAAUUUAUGUGAAAACGAUUUUUUCCUGUAAUUAUGUACAUUCGAAUGCUCCAUUUUACAAUGAAUAAAUGUGAUUAAUUAAGUUAUUACUA
This is a messenger RNA of Phragmites australis (common reed), 1153 nucleotides long. RefSeq lists its product as uncharacterized. The record is from RefSeq and is a predicted model, not a curated record. Lineage: Eukaryota; Viridiplantae; Streptophyta; Magnoliopsida; Poales; Poaceae. Bases 91 to 873 code for a protein of 260 amino acids. The transcript is spliced from 5 exons.